AUGCGCUUCUCUUUCUUUCCUCUGGCUGGGUUGCUGGCGACCGUCGGAGCCAGCCACAUUGGCGGCAGAGCCUUUGAUCGGUUCAUCUCCAUCUGGCUGGGAAACCAGGACUUUUCCAAAGUCGUCAAGGAUUCCCACAUUGCCGACCUGAAGAAAGAGGGGAUUCUCCUAUCGAACUACUAUGCGCAUACCCACCCCAGCCAGGCCAACUACAUUGCAGCUCUCGCCGGAGAUUACUUUGGCAUGAACCAUGACGAACCCGUGCGACUGCCAAUCAACGUGUCCACCAUCGUCGAUCUGCUCGAAUGGCGGGGACUGCCAUGGAAAGCCUACAUGGAAGACAUCCCCGGUCCGGGCUACUUGGCCGCAGCCAGUGACGGUCAAACUGGCCAUGGCAAGUGGGACUACGUCCGGAAACACAACCCUUUUGUGUCUUUCGACUCCAUUAACCUCAACGGGAGCCGGCUGCUCAACAUAGUAGGCUUCGACGACUGGAAGAUUGACUUUGAGAAGAAGCAAGUGCCUCAGUGGGCCUUCAUGUCCCCCAACAUGAUGAACGAUGGCCACAAUACAUCCAUGGAGUAUGCCACGAAGUGGGCGCACGACUUCUUGAAACCCAUGCUGGCGAAACACGCCUUCAAAGAGCGUACGCUGAUUCAGCUGACGUACGACGAAUCCGAAGACCAUGGGAAGCCGAACCAGAUAGUCUCACUAUUGCUAGGGAGCGCGAUACCUGCUUUCUCCAAGGGGACCGAGGACAAGACCUUCUACACCCACUAUUCGAUGCUAUCAACAGUCGAGUACAACUGGGAGACGCCGAACCUGGGACGGUAUGACGUGGGCGCCAACAUCUUCAAGUUCGCACAGGACCUCGGCAGCAAAGUCAUCGUCCCGAACAAGGACCCGCCCAACAUGGCUUCUGUUCAAAACACGGAGUCUUAUUUCGGGCCUCUCAACGGCGACGCCAGCCGUUUCCGCCCCUACCCACCCCCGAAUCUCGCCCUCAACGGGUCCAGCGGGUUGCCCAUCCUGGAGCACGUCCGCCUGCAAUGGGUCUACCACAACCAGCCGACCCCGUAUGAUGGGAGCGGCACUCUCUACGACGCCAACUUCCAGCCUCAGUACAUUCCACAACCCGUAUAG
Messenger RNA from Colletotrichum destructivum, 1143 nucleotides. Its product is annotated as Putative phosphoesterase, alkaline-phosphatase-like, core domain superfamily. The transcript is spliced from 3 exons. The record is from RefSeq and is a predicted model, not a curated record. Gene Ontology annotation, biological process: phospholipid catabolic process. The coding region runs from base 1 to 1143 and encodes 380 amino acids. Gene Ontology annotation, molecular function: hydrolase activity, acting on ester bonds. Lineage: Eukaryota; Fungi; Ascomycota; Sordariomycetes; Glomerellales; Glomerellaceae.